Cinara cedri is the source of this 13295-nucleotide messenger RNA. The record is from the annotation of a GenBank genome assembly. Lineage: Eukaryota; Metazoa; Arthropoda; Insecta; Hemiptera; Aphididae.
UUUUUUUUAUGUUUACUUUCCACGACGAUCGACGAUAAUACCACCUCUUCCGCGUAUAAACGUUGACAUGGCGUUUGCAAACGACGAUAAUAAACGUCCUUCUGUGGCCGUGGACAAAAUAUGACAAUAACUUUACAUGGAAACGAAGUGGUGCGAGUGCGAAAAAUGACGCGCCUAAUUCAAUUAAAACGAUAGGUCGGUGGGUAUAGGUUACUAUAUAAUUCACGGGAGUACGCGAGCCGUGUUAUAUUAUAAUCAUAUCGUUAUUGUAGUGUCGAACAAAAGGAGAGAAAAAUCAAAGCGUUAAUUCGUUUAAUCGUUUGUUAACUGAACGGGGGGAAAAAAAAAAAAUAUUGGGUUAAGGUGGGCAUAUUAUUGUUAUUAUCAUUUUAUUAUUAAUAUCGGGUCGUGAUAAGAAAUACAAAUGCAGUUAGCACACCAUACGGUAAAUAAUAAUAACAACAAUUGCAUUCGCGCGCGUACGUACACUGAGCUGCGCUUGCGCCAACGUCCGAAUAUUACGCGUAAGUGCUUUGUGCGCGGCAGUAGAUUUUUUUCCCCCUCCGUCCGACCGGCGACUCGACUGUACGGCCUGAGUGCUUGGCCGUAGCCAUGAUUUACUAUAGUAUUGAACUGUAUUAUAUUGAUAACAAUUUUUUAUUGUAAAGUUUCGUACAAUAUAAUAUGGCCAUUUCCCCCAGUUUUUUCGUUUCAAUUUCAUUUACCUUUUCAUUGACCUAGUUUUUUUAUUUAUCGGAUUAUUAAUUCCAUUGGUACUAUAAACGCUGUUGGAUGAUAAAAAGAACGGUACGUAAAUUGUUCUUUCCUUUCAGGAUUUUUGUACCGUCGUGUCGUGAUACCGUCUUGGAACCCGAAAAGAAACUCCCACACUGUUCUGACGGUCCGCGCUCUGCAUCCGUUUUUUAAUGUUAUGCAGCCUUGCCAUAUUCCUGCGUGAUCCAGAUUCACUAUGAUUACCCAUGUUAGUUUAUUAUAUUCUUGAUAUUUUUAAAUUAUAUACUGGGGAGUCAGCAUGUCCGGCCAAUACGGAUACAUACAAAUAUUUUUAGGUGUAGGAAUAAAUCGCAUUUUUAAUAAAUGAGAUAAUAAUUGCCUACCCAUAUAUUGCUAAGAGUUUAUUGAAUAUGAUAUAAUACGCAGUACAUGAACGACCUUGAUUGGUUGAGCGAUUUGAAAACUAUAGCUAACUAUGAUAACAUUUUGCAAAUCUCGGUCGUAGUAUUUGUUUAUCAUUUAAUCGUAUUAUAAUGAUUCCGAAAUUGCUCCGAAUUAAUUUGCCCCUGACCCCAAAAGCUUGGGACGGCUAUGACAAUAAUAAUAAUAUAUUGCGUACUAUGUGCCAGCAAAAUACUCUGAGACUUUAAUGGCGUUACUAUUUACGCGUAAUACACAAUGUUAUGUAAGUACAGAUGAUUUUUUCAGUCAUGCUCAUCCCAUUUGUAUGGUUCAAUUCUGCCAGUAGCGAAUUUUCAACAUUUUUUUGAGAAGAGUCCUGAAAAAUCAUAAGCAAUUUAAAAGGUAUAUUUAUUAAUAGAUGACUUUUUUUUUUGGACAUUUUAUUGAAACUUAUUGUCUGGUAGAGGGUGGAGGUGUCCAGACACUCUGAACUCCAUCUGUAAAUUCGUUACUGAAUUCUGCAUACCUAUAUUCAAAUUCUGGUUUUGGAAUUUUUAAGUGUAAUUAAAUAUUUAAAUUUUUCACAGUACUUGUUUUAGAGGUACCGCAAUGAGACGAUAGAAACUUCAGUUUUUCCUAUGAGAACCAACAUGUUUUAAUGCAAAUUAUGAAUCAAAUAAUCUUUUUGAAAAUAUUAAGGUAUUUCUAUUGAAAUUUGAAAAAAAAGUUUCUGAGUUAAUCUACUUUAAAUACGAAUAGUAUAUAGUUUUAAAUACAUUGAAAUAGUUAAGAGUUUGGUAAUUAUAAUUAGAUAUGCAAUAUUACAAAAUGCUCAUUGCCUUUUUAUCUUAUUGUUGUAGGGCAAAAUUAUUGUCAAUGACCUUUAUAAAAAACAUGUUUUUUUUUUUUAUUUCUUUAAAUUAAAAAUUGUUAAUUUUAUUUUUCAGAGUCCAAUAUCAUAAACAUGCCGUUAAUAAUUAUAAAAUAGAAUUUAAUAGUUAAUUGACAGUUGUUUUGGUAAAAAAUAAAUAUCUAUAAUAAAUAAUGAAUCAAUUUAAUAAUACAUAGCUAAUAUAUAUAGAAUAUAAUCUAAAAGCAAUGAUAAAUCAUUGCAAUCAAAAAAUGAUUUUAAGUGAAGCUCUCUGUUAUCUGGUAAGAUGUUGGUUGUAUUCUAAUCUCAUGUAGUAAAAAGAACUCAAAACUUAACAAAAGAAAUUCAUCAACAUUUGUCAUCAAUUAUUUUAAAAAUCUAUUGGUUAACUUAAUAAAUGUUUCCAAUAAAGAUGUACGUUUUGUAAUGUACAAUAUUUAACAUUUAGAGAAAUUGUAUUUUUCAAUUUUCUCACAGACAAUAGUCACACAAAAAAUAUAAGUGAAACAAUAAAAGGUUAUUAUUUGCAUAAGCGUCACUACGAUUACCUAUAUCAUGUCAAGAUUCUUAAAUUGGAAAUUUAAUGUAAGUACCAAAUUACAGUUAUAAACAAUAACUAAAAAACUUAAUAAUGAAUAAUAAUAUUGUUCUUAGGGUUCUCUAUAUUCUAAGCAUAAGUAUAUGCUUGUAGAUUUGUACAAUUAAGUCUCUUCAAUCAAUAGUUGUUAUAUUACCAUCAAGUAAUUCUUUAAAAUUAUUAUACAACUGAUCUGUUGGUCAAUUUGUUAAGUAUUUAUUAUAUAUUUUUACAAAGUUUAUUCAAUAUAUUAAUUAAAUCACUCAUAGACAGUUUAUAUCUAAAGGAGCAAUAUCUAAAAGUGUUGGCCGCCUCUAAAAAUAUGCUAGUAACUGCUCCUUUUCUUCCUCUCAUUAAUGGUGUGAUGAACUGACAUACCAGCAUGAGAGUUGAUUAUUAAUAAAUUUAAAUGUUGAAAAAUAGCCACAAAUUCGUUGAGAGUAACCAGUGAUUAUUUUCCCUCAAAAUUGUAAUCGGUUAUAAAAUUAAAUUCGUUUAGUUUUACUGGUUACAAAUCGGUCAUAAAAUUUUGUGACCAUCUCGGAUAGACAGUGACUUUCCAUCAUCCCCUUCAGAAUUAUUAUUUCUCCUCUUUAAACCAUCGAUACGUCGUCUGUUAUUAUUAUUAUCGUAUCCAUUUUAGUUGUUAGCAUUGAGUAAUAUAGAGUUGCUGUAUCGUAUCUCGGCAGUACAACUGUUGUGAAGACCAAUGUUAGGCCAUUCACUCUUAAAUCAUAAAUUUACAAUAUACAACAAAUACCUUGAACCUUAAUAUGUGUAUUGUUAUUUGUAAAAGACAAAAUUAAAUAAUAGUUUUGUUCUUUGUCAUCUUGUCACAAUGGAAGUAAACCUCUUUCGUUACAAUUAAAAAUCGAACGGCAUCACUAUAUUACUCAGUGGUUGUUAAGUUAUCUGUUAUACAAAAUUAUUCUCUUAUUAUUUUGCAUUAAUAGGAGGGGAACGAGGGAGUAAACUAUACUAAUAGUUAAACGAAUGUCUAUAAAUUUUAACCGUACAUCUCACUAUGGUUUAUUAUCAAUUUAUGACCGGUGAUGAAUUUGUGAUAGGUACACAAUUGUGGAAGUACACUGUGGUAUACGGUCGUGACCAUGUUCACGGUUUAUCGAUAACUGUGCUAGGGUAUUCAUUGCAAAUGAAUGUUGGUAGUUCUGUAAUAAUUGUUUUGUUUGCUUCUAACAAAUAAAUUUAUCAUCUACAUUGGUAAUUCACCUAAUGUGAUUCUAACACUAGUCGCAAAUUAUACUAUUGACGGAAAUAUAUUUUUAACGUAAUUGCAACAAAAUCUUUAGUGCUAAAAAUUGUUUAAUUUUCUCAAAUCGUGUUUUUGUUUACUUUGUAUUUUAUUUUUCAGAAUUCAGUUGUUCAACACCGCAGUAAAUUUUACAUCUGACUAUUCAAUUGAAUUACAUAUAUUUUUGGUUAGUAUCGUCUUAUUUUACUCAAUCUAGAUUUUUAAUAAUAUUAUGAUCAUUUUCUUUCAUUAUGCUUGAAGUUCUUUUUUGAUCAGAGAAACUGUUAUUAUAGAACAAUUCACUAUUCAUGCAACAUUCUUCAAACAUCUAUAUCAAUUUAAUUAAUGAUUAUUUAAUUUUACAGGUAGUUCUCUACAAAAAUGAGUUUAAAACAGUAUGUAUUUCAACCUUUCAAAUUUCAAACUAUACAUUCAAGUAAUGAAGUAUUCACAUUACCAAUAGGUAUCACUGAUGGUAUAGUGUGUACUGAUAACUAUUUGAUUACUUAUGAAGGUUCUAGCGCUCUAAAAAGUGUAAGAAAACUUUUAUUCAAAUUUAAUUGUUUCAAAUUUUAUUUACUACAAUUUGAAAAAUAAUAGAGGAAAUUGAUUUUACUGAGCAUCACUUUAUUUAUUUAUAAUAUUCUUUCUUUCGAUAAUUAUAUUUAAUAUUAAUGUUGAAUUUUGUUUAUUAGAGUGUUAAUAUUUGGAAGUUUUUCUUUGAUUCAUCUAAAUGGAGGAGGGUAAGAUGCAAAGGUGUUCCACAGGAAUUAUCGUCUUUUUCUGUUUUACUGUCUGGUAGUUUGAUUAUAUUAUAUGGUAUUCCACAUGCUCCAGUCAGUAACAACCGCGUGUACUGUGGUAAACUUUUUGGAAAUAAAUUUAAAUAUUGUAAUAAACUUAAUUAAAAUUAUAAUUUAUAAUUCCAGGGAAUUUGGAUCAUGAAAAUAAACCAGUGGAAAUGGCCAUGAAAGAGAUAGAAAUAUGUGGUUCUCUUCCAGAGCCUAGAAAGGAAUGUGCUCAAGGUGUUGUGCUGGAUGGUAAGAAUAUAUUUGUAGUUGGCGGUGCACCGGGUAAUGAAACUGAAUUGGACGUGUUUCAACUGGAUCUGGUCAAUAAAAGCUGGAUUCAACUCUAUAGCGCAUAUGAGGAAAGCGAUCUAGUAAGAGAUUCUCACCAAAUAGUAUUUUACAACGACAGAUUAUUCAUGUUCAAUAGCAGGCCAUCUACCAAUGAUGUUCCUUACAAUUUUUCGGUUAGUAUAAAAUGUUGAUUGUAUUUUUAAAUUCCGUAUCUAUAAUAAACCUAUGUUUUAUUCAAAUUAAAAUAUUAAUAACAGGAGGGUGUUAACCAGUCAGAAUAUGGUCUGUUUGAAGGUUAUUAGUUCGAAUAUAAACUGACUAAAUGGUCAUGUUAGAAAUGUUUUGUGUACGAAAGAGAAAGAUUGAGUGUUUUAAAUAUAAAAAUAUUGAAAUAAAUGUAUUUUUAUCAUUCAUAAAAAUGAAAAGUUAAACAUUAGAUACUUAUUUACAAAUUUAAAUUUAAGUAUUAUGAUCCUAAGAUAACAGAGACGGGUGCAGCCACUGUUAUAGGUAAUUAAAUGUAUACCUUGUAAGCAAUGUUAAACCCAUUACUUACCAAAAAAACGAUUCUGGGUUAAGUUCAGUUGGUAGUAAUGCUUUGUCAACAAUAUAUAUACCAUAUUAAGUAAAAUAAUUAAUUAGGCUCUAUAUGUUUUCUUUAAUAAUAUUUGUUUAAUGUUUUACCGAUUUUCCCAGUUUUCCUACAUUUUUCCAUGUUUUAUCCUGGUUUUUCACAUUUGCUGGGAAUUCUUGCGAAAAUUAAAAAAAUGACCUCUCUAGUAAACUUUAAAUACCUUUCUUGUGAAUUUUCCCAUUAGAAAUAUUGCUAUCAUUAAAAGUUGGAGCAAAAUUGUUGGUAGAAAAUUUGUUCACAUGAAAGAAAAGGCAAUAAUAUUUUUAGCUAAUACAUCUAUGUUUCUUACCUUUUCUUAUUUAUUUUUUUGGUUUUUACAUUUGUUGAGAAAACUCCAGAAAAAAUUGAAUAGCAACCUAUCUUAAAGUAACUCCUCAGUGAAUUUUCCUUUAAAAAAAAUUGCUAUUACUUUAUGUUGAAAUGAAAUUGGUAGUAGAAAAUUUGUCCUCAGAAAAUAAAAAUCAUAUAUUAUACAAAUAUAUUUUGUAUGUUUUCCUGGUUUUUUUUUUUUUAAUUUUACGCAUUUGAAAACUAUAAAUCUGAUAUGAAUUUAUUUUACAUUCAAAUUUUUAGAAUAAUAUAUUUAUAUAUUACUAUUUUGAAAAUUUUAAAAGUGGAAGCAUAAAAAAUUAUUUUUAUCAGUGAUUAGGAGAGUAAAAUAAAAUAUCAAAAUUUUCGUUACAUCAUAUGUAUCCCCCCAUCAUAUAAAUCACAAUUAAUAUUGGUAAAGUUAUAUUAGCUUAAGGAUAACACUACAGGAUAGAUAUCCUGUAUUAUAUUAUUAUAUAAUUGGUUGAUGCAUAUUUUUACUAAGAUACAUAUUUGAAAAAUGCAUAAUUUCGAUGUUAAAACUCUUGAGAAAAUUGAAAAAUGACCUCUUUAGGAUACCUCCCUACACUGAUUUCCUAUCAGAAAAGGUGUUGCAUGUAAGAAUCGGAGCAAGGCCUCUGAUAGAAAAGUUGUCCACAAAUAAAAAAUAAACAUGUUUGUAAAACCAUAAGCUUCUUCGCUCCACUCAGAAUCUAAAUUCUAAAUCUAAUUAAAUAUUUUAUCAUUCAUAAAUAAAGUCAUAUAUUACAGAUAUUAAUUAUGAAGGAUUGAAUGUAAAUAUUUUAAUUUAUCCUAAUUUUUGUUUAAAACAAUACUGCAUGAAUUUCAAUCUUGAAUUCAAUGUUUAUUUUUUUAUGUUUUUCUUUGGUUAUCUACAAAUUAGCAUUUAUAUCAUCACUAAUAUUAUAUUAUAUUAUCACAAUUGUUUUAUGAAUUUAUGUUAACCUAAAAUCAAAAAUAAUUAGGAACCGCAUGCGUUUAAAUAAGUUAUCAAAUAUUUGUACCAGGAUGAGGCGAUAUUUUAUUUAUUUGUGUCAUGUAUUGCUGUAUUUGCCUUUUCAGGUUAAUCUUGGAUUAAUUGUUCUGACACUGUCUACCUUUCUGGAGAGUGGUCAGUUGUAAUUGUCUCUUCUGGGAUUUCCUCUCAAACACAUUUCUAUUUUUUCUAUAAAAUAUUUUAACAGUUUUUUUUCCUCAUUAGUGUCUCCAAAAAGUGGUUUUAAAAUUAUCCAAUUUUUUUUAUAUCUAACCAAGAGAUUAAAACAAAAUAAUCUAUAAUAAUGCAUAUUUUACUUUCUAUAAUAUUUUAUCUAUACAAUAUAACCUCAUGGUUCUCAACCGGUGUGUCGAAUAUUACUGUGGAGUGUGUCCUUAAAAUAUUAUUAGUUUAAAUUUAAAUAUUGAUUUUAAUAUAUUAUUGAGAAUUAUAUUAUAUUAUAUUAUUACCUCUAAAUCAUAAUUACAUUGUGAUUCAUAAUAUUUCAUCAUUAUCAUCAAAUAGUAAAACCACAGAUAACAAAACCAACUAUGAGGAAUUGUAUGCUUCCAUUGUAACAUAUAUUAUUUCGGCAUUAUGAUGAAAUAGUAAAAACCACAAAUAAGAAAAAUAAUUGUAAGCGUAACCUAUGUAAAUAAACAUGUCAUUGUCCUCAGUGCCACAGUGGUUUUGUGCGUGUUAUAUAAUUUUAGUGCGGUAUAUUUUCAUAUUUUUUUAGAAAUUUCAUAUUAAAGGAACUACAAUAAGUAUGGAUAAAUUUAUAAUUAAAAAAAUCUCAACUUCGGUUAAUACAAGCAUCGAUAGUUCUAUUAAUUCACCGUUACUGUCUUCAUCACAAACUUCUAAUUUUAGUAAUAAAAUACAAAUUAAUGACAAAACAACAUUAAAGCGUCCCAAGUAUAACAACGACUAUUUGAAUUUUGGAUUUACGUUUACUGGUGAUCAAAAUAAUCAAAUACCUCAAUGUAUUGUGUGUGGCGUAACUUUAUCAAACGAGUCAAUGGUACCAAAUAAAUUAUAAAGACAUUUAAAGCAAAACCAUCGUCAUAUUAGUAAAAAAAGUUCUGAAUAUUUUAUGCAUUUAAUGUCAUCACAAAAAAAAUUUGUUCAUGGGAAAUGUUUAAAAAUAUCUGAUAAAUCUCUUUUAUGUUCUUUUAAAAUCUCCGAGUUAAUAGCAAAGAAAAAAAAAACCACAACCAUUGGAGAAGAAUUGAUUUUACCAGCAAAAAUUGUUGAUAUUAUGUUUGGUAAAGUAACAACUAAACAAAUUUCAAACAUACCGUUGUCAAAUGAUACUGUUAGGAUAUUAACAAUGUCAGAAGAUAUUGUAAUAAAUGUAAAUGAUUUAUUACAAAAAGAUAAAGAGUUUGCAUUACAAUUUGAUAAAAGUACCAAUGUUUCUGGUAAAUCUCAACUCAUUUCUUUCAUACUAUUUGUCAAUGAAAUUAAAUAAUUGAACAAUUUUUAUUUUGCUGUGAAUUACAAACUACAACAACAGGAGUCGAUAUUGUAAUGCUGUUAAUUAUUUUUUUGAAGAAAAUAAUUUACUUUGGUCAAACUGCAUUUCAAUUUGCACAGAUGGUGCAGCGGCCAUGACUGGCCGAUUUAAAGGAUUUCUUAAUCUUGCAAAAAAUAAAAAUUAUAAUUUAAUUACAACUCACUUUAUACUUUGUGAAGUUCUGAUGGUAAAAAGUUUGGAUGAGGGAGAAUUAAGUGAUGUUCUCAAAACUGUAAUUGAAAUGAUAAAAUACAUAAAAAAAAACGACCAGUAAAAUGUAGAAUAUUCGAAGAACUAAGUAAAAAUAUCAGUACAGAACACACUUCUCUGUUGUUUCAUACUGAGAUACGAUGGCUUUCAAGAGAUAAAAUAUAAAAUCGUGUACUAGAACUUCAAGAUCAAUUACAAAUUUUUUUUGAAUCUGAAAACAUAAAUAAUUAUUUAAAUGAAAUUGAUGAUGAAAUGUGGUGUACUAAAUUAGCUUACCUUGCUGACAUUUUUCAAAAACUGAAUAUUUUAAAUUCGAGUAUGCAAGGUCGUAAAGAAACUAUAAUUUCUACUAGUGAUAAGAUGGAAAGUUUUUUAAAAAAAAAUUAAUUUAUGGUUAUCAUACAUAAAAAAAAGAUGAUUUUUCAUGCUUUUCUUUAGUCGAAGAAUUAAUAAUGUAUUUAAAAAUAGAUAAUCAAAAAAAAGAAUUGAAAAAUAUAAUAUGCGAACAUUUGUUGACACUUUCUCGAAAUUUAAAGAAUUAUUUUCCAUCACUUUCAACAACUGAUAUACAUUAGGGUAGUUUCAUUAUAUGGUCUGUGUAGAGAAGAAAAUAUUAAAAAUGCAACCCAACUUCUACAGAAAAAGAACAUUUGUUAGAAAUAUCAAAUACAACGUUAAAAUCUAAAUUUUAUAUGUCUGAAAAUGAUUCAUUUUGGAUUUUUCUGCAAAAUGAGAGAGCAAAACAGCAUUGGAAAUAACAAAAACAAAAAAAAGGUCUACGCUUUAAGAUAUUGAAAGUGAAUUACGCAUAAGUUUGUCAACCAUUCGCCCACGAAUCGAAGACUUAUGUUCAGUUCGCCAAUCACAGGUAUUGGACUAAUUUCCUUUAUUUUCCAAUACUUUUUUAUAAAUACUUUCUUCGAACUGUUUAAAUUUUAAUUAAUAUAUUUAAAUUUUUUGUUUUUUUUUUUUUUUUUAAUAAAAUGUUAACAUACAAAUGUAUUAGUAUACAAAGAUUUGUAAUUUUUACUUUUUCAAAAAUUCAUUCUUUUUAUUAAGUGUGUCACCAUUUUUAUGGAUCAAAAUUAGGGUGUCGUCAUACAAAAAAGGUUGAGAACCACUGCUAUAACCUAUGCAUACCAUACUAAUAGUAAAUUCCAUAGCUGGUAAAUUUCUGGCAAGUAAAAUAAAUUCAGUAUUAUUUGUAUAUUUUGCUGAAAGGUCAAGUUCUUGAAUUUUUCGAUAAAUAUUUUGAGAAAAGUGAAAAAAAAAUGUUGAAUAAAUUGCAAAUAGAAUCAGUGGAAUUUUUAGCUGCGUUUUCAAAAUCCAUCAUAUAUCCAUAUACAUUAUAUCAUAUCAUCCAAAUACAUUUAUAUUAUUUUUUGUAUAGUACUCAUUAUUUAAAGAAAACAUUUGCUUAUGUAAUUCUUGAUUUUUCCCCCAGUCCUUAAGGAAAAUACUAGAGAAAUAAAUAUUUCAUCUGUCUAAGCAUGUAAAACAUAAACUGAUAAAAAAGUUUUGAGAAAUAAUUUAAACGAUCCCAACUAGCAGUUGGAUUCUUGGAAAAUCUUACAAUUAUAAAUUGUUGUAAAUAGUAAAAUAUCUUUAGUUUUUUUUAUCAAAAUUGUGUCACACAGUGUAUUACAUAAUCAUAAAGGUUGAUUAAUUUUUUUUGAAAAAUUGUAGUUCUUUAUACUCUGAAAUAGGUUUUCUUUGUCAUAUAACAAUUAGUUUAAUUGAUUCUUUGUUUAUUGAACUAGAUACUUGAAGUGCCAAUUGCUGUUUGGUAAAUUUAAUAGAUUUUUUUUUUGAUUAGAAUUUAUGUGUGAUAAAUUUUAUAUUUUUUUAAUUUUCUUGACUUCAACAGAUACAGAUCAGGCCUGGCUCAUGACAAUGUUCAAGUAUUAAGCAGUGUUCUUCAAUUAUAUUUUCGGCAUCACUAGACUCAAUAGUUUUAAUUUUCGCUUCACGCCUAAGUUUGCACAUCCAAUAAAACACUUUUUAGAUUCUGAGUGGAGCAAAGAAGCUUAUAGUUCUUAGUAAUGUUUUUCUUUUUUUUUUCUGUGGACAACUUCUCUACCAGAAAUCUUGAUCUAAUUUUUAAGUGUAACACCUUUUCUAAAAGGAAAUUUUAUCUAAUUAGUGCAUUGAGGAAAAUGAUUUUUUUAAUUUUCCAAAGAGCUUUCUUAACAAUUGGGAAGAAUUGGCAAUAAUGGUAAAUAUUUACAAUAUUUACUGAUUUCAUUGUUUAAAUUUUUGAAAACUAUGUUUACUACCGGGAAUAUUGCUUUAAUCAAAAAAAAAAAAAACUUAAAAACCAUUUUUAGUUUGUUUGCUGUGGAAGUAAUUCAAUUUUUGAUUUUCCUAGUGAUUUUCAUAAAAUAAUUGGAAAAAACGAAAACGAACAAAGUUAUUGCACUAAAAAAAGCAUUAAAAAUAAUAUCCAAAAUUGUACUUAAAAGUUGCAUUAUUAUUAUUAUUAUUAUUGGUAUAAAAAUAUCUAAAAUAACACUUAAUAAUUAUAAAAAAUUAUUUUAUAUAUCAAACGAAUAUAAAAAUACUCUUAUGUUUUGGGGGGUAAUAAUAAUUGUGUACAUGCAAUGGAGUGCAUUGUGUUAAUAAGUAAUAUUUCUAUUAUCAUUCACAAAGCUUCAGAUAACCAUCUGUAACGGACCCAACAUAGGAAUAGGACUUGGAGGAAAAAUGUUUGAAAUAAAACAAACUUCAACUUGAGUUUAUAAAUAAUUAAUAUUUUCCACACAACAAACUACAAGUCCAAUAAAUAAAUUCACAAACAUCGAAACAUAUUUUAAGUCCAAUUUAAUUUCACACAGAAAUAUUACAAGUCCAAAAUAAUUCAUAAAACAGAGUGACGAAAAGUUGCUUUGACUCUGAUUCGAUGAUGUUUCGGAUGCAUUUUGUAUGCUCUGUGUAUGCUGCCCUGGAUUUUGGGUCAAAACCAAAAUUACAUAUGUAUUGUUAUUAUAUCAAUAUUAGUAUUAUAACAUGUUUAUAUUAUGUUAAGACCUAUAUUUCUGUGUUGUAUACUUAAUAAGCCUACUACAUCGAGUAGGUAUUGAGUUUCGUGUAUGGUAAGUACUACCACACAUCUCUUAAAGAAAGGGUAUUUGGGCACAUAACACAUCAAUUAUUAUAUUAUUCUGACACAUUUAUAUCUAAUAAGGCACCUGUUUUUUUUUAUUUCUUAUGUAAAAUAAUUAAAUUGAGCGAAUCAUAUUUAAAAGUAUCAAAAAUUGUAUUAUAAAUAAAAUUGCAAACAGUUUUGCUAAAAAUGUUUAGAUUUUAAUUUUUUCUUGCAUGAAACCGAUUUAAAACUUAGCAAUAAAUCUGGACAAUAAAAAAAAAAGUUGCUAAUGUAACCACUUCCAAGCCCUAAUAAUGAACAUUUUUUUUUGCAUAUCAGUAUAAUAAGGUAAACACUAUUACUUGAUUUCUUCAAUAAUUACUAGUAGAAGAUUUAAAAAAAAUAUGAUUUUAUUAUUUUUAAUUAUUGGUUAUUAAUUAUUUAAUUAUAUUUUUUAUGCAUAAAGUGUAUAGACUCUUAUUUUUCAAUGAUGUAUCAUCCCAGUAUUUCUAAUUACCUGACUUGAAUUAUUUUGAUAUUUAUAUUACUAUUGAUAAUCAUUUGUUCUCAGAAAAUACAUACAUUUGAUUUGAUGACAAAUGAAUGGGAAAUUUUUCCAGCCAAGCCGGAUUACAGUGCACCACUUGCAGGUUAUCCCAUUAAUCGAAAUGGCCAGAACUGUGUUCAAUGUCCGAAAAACAAAAAUUUUGUGUAUUUAUGUGGUGGUCACAAUAGUCAGAAAGCUUUAUAUGAUAUGUGGCUAUUGGAUUUAAACACUAUACAAUGGAAGUAUCUUCCAAAGUGUAUUAUGCCUGUAGCUAUAUUCAACUCUCAUUCAAUGGCUGUAUCCACUAAUGGGCGCCUAUGCUGUUAUGGAGGCAGAUUUGAUGGUGAUUCUGUUACUGAUGGUUUUACAAAUAACAUAACAACUGGUUGGAUGGUGAUACCCAAGUUAGAAGUUAUUUGUUGGGAAGCUGUAGUUUUUUAUUUCAAAGAUCAGAUGGUAGCAUCUACCAGAGAAGAACUAAAGGAACUUGGGUUACCUAUUAAAUGUUAUAAUCGUAUGGUUGAGGCUAAAUCCGCCGGUACUUUUUAUUCUCUCAGUAUCUAAUAAUAAUAUUGCUUCUAUUUAAUAGAACUAAAUAUUAUUAUUAUUCAAUUAAAUUUCAAAAUUAUUCCUGUAAACUUAAUUAGUUGACUGUCAUUUUUGUUUAUAACCCUUUGAUUAUAAUACAUUUUAUAUAAUAUUCUCUAUUACAUUUAAUAAAUAUUAGAAUAAUACAUAGUUAUAGCUUAAGAUUUAAAUUCCUUUACUUACAUAAUUUUAUUUUUUUUUUUAAUAUUCACUGACUAUUUUUUGUGUGUGUUAACAACAAUGAAAGGAUGAAAAAAUUUUUAAAAAUAAUCUUAUACAUUUUAGUUAUUCAAAAUGUUCUAAAAUAUAUUUAGUCUUGGUUUGAAACAUUUAAUUGAUAUUAUAUUAUUAUUAGAUCUUUUUAUAAUUAAUAAUCAUGUUUGGUUUUUUUCAUUUAAAUAUAUGUAACAGAUACAAUUUCCGUAAACUUAAUUAGUUGACUGUCAUUUUUGUUUAUAACCCUUUGAUUAUAACACAUUUUAUAUAA